AUGGGCCGACACAACAAGGAGUACUCAGCUGUUUACUCUGACGAGAGCGCCGCGUCGAGCCUGGAAGCCGUCGAGGCCGCAGACGCGGCACCGAAGACAGAGUACACAUCAAAGCUCCGCAGAUUUGGGGUGUGGACUUUCCAUGCCAUUUUAAUAGCCAUUUACACCGCAAUAUUUGUUGUGUCCCUACUCCCCAACAAGCCAUGGUCGGGGGCCUUUGGUUUGAUAGAUGCACCUCCCAAGGCUAUUGGCGAGGAAAUGCAUCUCGAAGUCUUCCCUAUUCAGGGCCCGCCACAUGGCAAGUAUACUGGUGAACCAAGGCCGGAGGUAGACAAAGCAUGGAGGGACUUGCUACAGUAUAACAACAUCAGAGUUUCUGAGGGUUGGGUCCAUCGUUGGGGACGGGAGCGUGAGGCAGUCAAGCUGCCCGAUGGCGGGUACCUCGGUAUGCUGAGCGUCUUCCACGAGCUGCACUGUAUUAAGCGUCUUUAUCAAACAUUGUCUCCAGAGUACUAUUUCCCCAAUGCAACUGAACAAGAGAUUGAUACAAACCGAGAACACAACCAACACUGUCUCGAGGUCCUUCGCAUGGGUGCAGCUUGCCGUGGUGACAUUUCCAUCAUCACUCACAUGUGGACCGAUAUUGACGCGCACCCUAUCGUCAAUCAGACGGCGCCGCACCAGUGCGUUGAUUUUGACAAGGUUAUGGAGUAUUCUCGGAUCAACACAGUAGACGUGUACCAGGACAACUAUAUCGUUCACCCAAAGUUCGGUCCUUCGUUUCCUAAAGGCAACAGCAUCAAACCCUUCAAGGAUCAGGGAAUGGGACACCAUCACUAA
Colletotrichum orchidophilum is the source of this 840-nucleotide messenger RNA. RefSeq lists its product as uncharacterized. The transcript is spliced from 6 exons. Gene Ontology annotation, biological process: mycotoxin biosynthetic process. Bases 1 to 840 code for a protein of 279 amino acids. The record is from RefSeq and is a predicted model, not a curated record. NCBI's taxonomy places the organism in Eukaryota, Fungi, Ascomycota, Sordariomycetes, Glomerellales, Glomerellaceae.